AUGACCUCAAUAACACGCUCCCUCCGCACCCUUCACCCCUAUUCUUCCCUCCGAGCCCCACCCACAUGUACAUAUAGAUAUAUUUCAAAACGCCACCUCGGCAUCCCCCCCGCCUACCUCCUCGACGACUACAUUCCCCGCUACCAACUCCUCUCCUCCGUCGACGCCUCCAAAAAGCGGUCCCUAGCCUACGCCCACCUGCAGAACUGCAACCUGUGCCCGCGCCGCUGCGGCGUAAACCGCUUCCACGAGACAGGGAUGUGUCUGAUCGGCGCCGAAACCGCAAAAGUGAAUACCAUCGCCCCGCAUCGCGGCGAGGAACCCUGCAUCCAGGGAUUUCAUGGCUCGGGGAGUGUGUUCUUCUCUGGCUGUAAUAUGCGGUGUGUGUUUUGUCAGAAUCAUGAUAUAGCUCACAAAAAAGCCGGACACGAUCUCACGCCCACCGAGCUAGCAGAGUGGUACAUGAAGCUCCAAACAGUCGGGCACGUACACAACAUCAACCUAGUAACGCCCGAACACGUCGUCCCGCAAGUCGUUCUCUCGAUCCUCGAUGCGCGAGACAUGGGAUUGAAGAUCCCGAUCGUGUACAACACAUCCAGCUUCGACUCCCUCGACUCACUACAUCUACUAGAUGGGUUAGUGGACAUCUACCUCCCCGACUUCAAGGUCUGGAAGGGAAGUACCGCGAAGCGACUCCUCAAAGCGGAGGAGUAUGUCGAGACCGCGAAAGAGAGUAUCAAGGAGAUGCAUCGGCAGGUAGGGGAUUUGAGUUUCACCUCUGAUGGGAUUGCGAAGAAGGGGGUGUUGUUGAGACAUUUGGUGAUGCCGGGGUUGGAGGAUGAGGGGAGGGAGAUUGUAAGGUGGUUGGCGGAGAAUGUUUCGAGGGAUUUGUAUGUUCAUGUUAUGGAGCAGUAUAGGCCGGAUGCGUAUGUUGGGAGGAGGAAGAGGGGAAGGGGUGCAGAUGGAGAUGGGGAUGGGGAGGUGAGGUAUAAGGAGAUUAAUCGGGCUGUGAGGGAGGAGGAAUGGAGUGGUGUUAGAGAGGCGGCGGUGCAGGCUGGGUUGUGGAGAUUUUGUGAGGUUAAUGAGAUGGGGGGGUUCCAUCUUUAG
Messenger RNA from Aspergillus luchuensis, 1107 nucleotides. RefSeq names its product putative pyruvate formate lyase activating enzyme. NCBI's taxonomy places the organism in Eukaryota, Fungi, Ascomycota, Eurotiomycetes, Eurotiales, Aspergillaceae. The coding region runs from base 1 to 1107 and encodes 368 amino acids. The transcript is spliced from 2 exons. The record is from RefSeq and is a predicted model, not a curated record. Gene Ontology annotation, molecular function: catalytic activity; iron-sulfur cluster binding.